AUGAAGUACCAGUACAAGGAGCCCAAGCCGUUCGCAUACGACUACUUCGUCAGCGACCACUACACGGGCACCAACUUUGUCAAGAAGGAGGAGACUACCGCCCCAGCUCCAUAUACGCCGGUGUACAGGCCCGCCCCGGCCUACAAGCCGGCCUCUUACUAUCCAGAGCCUAAGUACAAUGAGGAGGCCAAGCCUUUCGCUUACGACUACGCCGUCAACGACCACUACUCGGGAGCCGACUUCGCCAAGAAGGAGGAGAGCGAUGGCCACAACACUCAGGGGUAUUACUCGGUGGCUCUGCCCGACGGCCGUGUUCAGCACGUCAAGUACGUCGCCGACAACUACGGCGGCUACAACGCUGAUGUCACCUACGAGGGGGAGGCUCAGUUCCCCCAGUACCACCCCACGCCUGUCUACAAUGCUGCCGCUCCGGCUUACAACCCUGCUGCUGUUCACAAUUCUUCCCCUGUCUACAAGAUUGCUGCCCUGGCACACAAGCCUGCAACGUACUCGGCAUGA
This is a messenger RNA of Pollicipes pollicipes, 519 nucleotides long. RefSeq names its product cuticle protein 7-like. The transcript is spliced from 3 exons. NCBI's taxonomy places the organism in Eukaryota, Metazoa, Arthropoda, Thecostraca, Pollicipedomorpha, Pollicipedidae. Bases 1 to 519 code for a protein of 172 amino acids. Gene Ontology annotation, cellular component: extracellular matrix. The record is from RefSeq and is a predicted model, not a curated record.